GCCGCCCAUUGCGGACCGGGAUUUGAAGUCCUGGCGGGCGGGCCGGCGGGGAGGUCCGUGCGCCUGCGCAUGCGCGCCCGGGGAGGGGGGCGGUCGCUCCUCCCCGGCCCCGCGCGUGGGGCGGCUCGCGGAACUGGUGAGGGAAAAGCUUGCUUUUAAUGAAAUAUUUAUCACGUGUUGAAACAAGUUGAUAAACCUGACCAAAAACUAAUGGCAUCAGAAACACCAGCAGAAAGACCAGAGGUGACAGUGGAAAAUACCGUGACCCCUGAAGUUCCCAAUGUUGGAGGAAAGGUGAAGUUGAGUGACAAUCCAGUAGAGAGACAGGAGGCAGCCUCGGACAAGGAAGAAUGCCUUGAGCCCAUGUCCAAGAGGCAAAGGAAGAAGCUGUUGAAGCAGAAACAGUGGGAAGAACAGAAAGAUCUACGGAGGCAGAAACGAAAAGAAAAGCGCCAGAAGAGAAAACUAGAACGUCAGUCAAAAUCCAACUCCAAUAAUGAAGGGGAUGACAGAAAGCGUAUGCGAACGGAAGUUGUUCCUAGUACACUUCGCCUCAUUGUGGACUGCAGCUUUGAUGACUUGAUGGUGCUAAAGGAUGUUAAGAAGCUUCACAAGCAAAUUCAGAGAUGUUAUGCAGAAAACCGCAAAGCAUUUCAUCCUGUGCAGUUUUACUUGACCAGCCAUGGGGGACAGUUGAAGAGCAACAUGAAUGAAAAUGACAAAGGAUGGGUGAACUGGAAGGAUAUCCAAAUUAGAACAGAGCACUAUAGUGAGCUAAUAAAGAAAGAAGACCUGGUAUAUCUUACUUCAGAUUCCCCGGAUGUUCUCAGUGAGCUUGAUGAGAAGAAAGCCUACGUGAUCGGAGGACUGGUGGAUCACAAUCACCACAAGGGAAUUACUUACAAAAAAGCUGUAGAGCAGGGAAUUGGUCAUGCACAGCUCCCACUUGGAAACUUUGUCAAGAUGAACAGUCGGAAGGUGUUAGCUGUCAAUCAUGUGUUUGAGAUCAUCCUUGCAUACCUGGAGAAGAGAGACUGGAAGGAGGCCUUUUUCAGUGUCUUGCCGCAGCGGAAAGGGGCUGUUCCUUUGGGAGAAGCCAAUGAUCUGUCCAAACAUGCUACAUCUGGAAAAGAAGAUGAAGACAAUGACUCGGAUGGCAUCUAGGCUUCAGAAUGAGACCAUGAGGAAGGACGAGACAUGCAGUUCACGGGAUAAAACUGGAACAUAAAGUAGUUACGCUCCAAAGACCAUCUGCUGCCCUUGUGAUACUGAAUUGUCUCAAUGCUUGGUAGUUCCAUAGUUGGCCCAGAGCUGUUUCUGGAUAUGAAGGGUAAAGAUAAAUACAGCUUUUUUACCCUGAAACUUCCAUAUUAAUAGCUUUUUUUAAAAAAAAUAAAUUAAUGGCAAAUGCAGAAUUUAUUUUGUUUCCCAAGGAAGCUAUUUAAUUUUAUUUUUUUAAAUAUUAUUUUUUUAUACAUACUAAGUUGGGUGUAUUACCCAAGAGCGUUAGUAGUUCCUAUUUUAAUGCAUGUGGUGUUCUCCAUUUCUGCUCUAAAUUUUCUUAAAAGCAGUGAAUGACAAGCGUUCCUGUGACUCAAAACCUGUACCACUAGUGCCUGUGGCAAAGUGUGCAUGGAUACUCAAAACAAACAAACCAAAAUUCUAAUUUUCCUGAGCAUCCAAACAGACAAUCGCAAGCAACUGAACUGCCUUUAUCAGCUGAGCCACACUGAUUUAUAUACUGUGUUUAGUUAGCUGGGGUCAGUAGGUGAAAUAUGGGUGUUGGGUUAAGCCAGUGCUUUAUGCUUCAGUUUGAGUGGGAUGGAUGUCUGCACAAGUGCAAAUGGCGUGCCUUAGCUGGUACAUGGUGCACGUUGAGGUGACACGAUCACUUUUGAUUACUUCUGGAUUCUCUUAGUGAAAUCUAUCACAUGGUCUCAGAACAAUAUCAGGAGACAGGAACUCUUUCUUACAAGUCACUCAGUUUCAGUAUACCUCUUUUAUCGCAUGAUCCUUAUGUAUUGUAUUGUCUGUCAAAUAUUUUUUUCUUUUAAAAAAAAGUCAUUGUCUCAGUCUUG
Phalacrocorax carbo (great cormorant) is the source of this 2078-nucleotide messenger RNA. The record is from RefSeq and is a predicted model, not a curated record. Lineage: Eukaryota; Metazoa; Chordata; Aves; Suliformes; Phalacrocoracidae.